Salvelinus fontinalis (brook trout) is the source of this 4910-nucleotide messenger RNA. Its product is annotated as atypical kinase COQ8A, mitochondrial-like. The record is from RefSeq and is a predicted model, not a curated record. Lineage: Eukaryota; Metazoa; Chordata; Actinopteri; Salmoniformes; Salmonidae. The coding region runs from base 121 to 2052 and encodes 643 amino acids. Gene Ontology annotation, biological process: ubiquinone biosynthetic process. Gene Ontology annotation, molecular function: kinase activity. Gene Ontology annotation, cellular component: extrinsic component of mitochondrial inner membrane. The transcript has 15 exons.
CUGAGUUGGUAAACAACUUUGACCUCAUGGUGGAAGACACACUUUUAGGGGACGAGGCUGCAUAGCAUUGAAAAUAAAUCCAGACAUUCGUAAUUACUGGCGGUGUGAGGGAGACCCACCAUGGCCGGCGACAUGAUAUUGGUGAUGCGUGGCUUGGCCAAGCUGAGCCAGGCGGUAAUAGACACUCAGGCCAACACACUGUGUAUUGGAGGAGCCCAGGCCAUGGCCCAGAGCAUGCAGAUGACUGCAGAGCAGAGCCUGGGAGUAGCCAUGCAGAAGAUGCAGGAGUUUGGCGGGCAGCAGCAGCAAAGUGUGUCUGAUGACUUUCCAGCAGACAUAGACAGUAAGUAUGACUUCUCCGGAGCAGAGGGGAGCAGCGUGGACAGUGGAGAACACGUAGAGUCAGGGUUCAGAGAAGAGGGACAAGGCGUUUCCUCAGAGGGGAUGGGGACCACAGACGGCACGACCUGCGGGACAUUCAACGGCCAGGCCUCACUCAAAUCCAAGCUGUUUGAGGGCUACAAGGACCCCAGCAGGCAGUUCUCAGGACAGAUCCGUUCCUACCUAUCCUAUAGCUCCUACCGCUCCUAUCACCAGGACGGCUCGGGGGUUGGGGGCCUCACGGCCGAGGACAUAGAGAAGGCCAGAGAAGCCAAGAGGAAUGAGAAACCACACAAACAAAUGCUCAGUGAAAGGGCACGAGAGAGAAAGGUACCAGUGACACGGUUAGGGAGACUGGCUAAUUUUGGAGGUCUGGCUGUAGGACUGGGCUUCGGAGCGCUGGCUGAGGUAGCCAAGAAGAGUAUGAGGCCAAGUGAGGAUAAUGCUGACAAGAAGGCCGUUCUGGACUCCAGUCCGUUCCUGUCGGAGGCUAACGCAGAGCGGAUCGUCAGGACGCUGUGUAAGGUCCGCGGAGCCGCCCUGAAACUGGGCCAGAUGCUCAGCAUUCAAGAUGAUGCCUUCAUCAACCCCCAGCUGGCCAAGAUCUUUGAGCGUGUGAGACAGAGUGCAGACUUCAUGCCCAUCAAGCAGAUGACGAAGUCAAUCAACAACGACCUGGGCCCUAACUGGAGGGACAAGCUGGAUUCGUUUGAGGAGCGACCGUUCGCUGCGGCCUCCAUCGGACAGGUCCACCUGGCUAAGAUGAAGGACGGCAGGGAGGUGGCCAUGAAGAUCCAGUACCCCGGAGUGGCUAAAAGCAUCGACAGUGACAUCAACAACCUGAUGACUCUCCUCACCAUGAGCAACGCACUGCCUGAAGGUCUCUUCCCUGAGCAUCUGAUUGAGGUGAUGAGCAGAGAGCUGGCACUGGAAUGUGAUUACAUAAGAGAGGCCAAAUGUGCCAAGAAAUUCCAGGAGCUGCUGAAAGACCACCCGUUCUUCUACGUGCCAGAUGUAAUAGACGAGCUGAGCAGCAACGCCGUCCUCACCACAGAGCUGGUCCCCGGCUUCCCUCUGGACCAGGCUGAACAACUCUCCCAGGAGCUCAAGAACGAGAUCUGUGAGAAUAUCCUGAAACUUUGUUUAAGGGAGCUGUUUGAGUUCAGAUACAUGCAGACUGACCCCAACUGGUCCAACUUCUUCUACGACCCGCAGACACACAGGGUUGCAUUGUUGGAUUUCGGAGCCACGAGGGGAUUUAGUGAGGACUUCACUGACAUCUACAUUGAGCUCAUCAAGUCAGCAGCAGAGGGAAACAGAGAGGGGGUUCGGAAGAGAUCAGUAGACAUGAAGUUCCUCACAGGUUAUGAGUCAAAGUCCAUGGUGAACGCCCAUGUGGACGCGGUGAUGAUCCUGGGCGAGGCCUUUGCCUCUAUGGAGCCCUUUAACUUCGGAGCCCAGAGCACCACAGAGCGCAUCCACAACCUGAUUCCUGUGAUGCUGAAGCAGCGCCUCACCCCGCCCCCCGAGGAGACCUACUCUCUCCACCGCAAGAUGGGCGGCUCCUUCCUCAUCUGCUCCCGCCUUGACGCCAAGCUCGGCUGCAAGAACAUGUUCCAGGAGGCCUAUAACAACUACUGGAGGGGCCGCCCCAACCGACCAAGCCAGUGACGGACACCACAGAGGGCCAAUCGCAUGGCUACAGCAUCAGGGUUACAGAGGGUGUGGACUAUAAGGGGAGGGAUGUUGACCCUACCCAGACUUUCUCUACUGUUCAUUUAAUGUAUAUGAUUGGCACUUUUUUGCCCGUCCCUCCCCCGAACCAGAAUAUGUGUGUAUAUUCACUACCGGUCCAAAGUUUUAGAACACCUACUCAUUCAAGGGAUUAUCUUUAUUUUUACUAUUUUCUACAUUGAGAAUAAUAGUGAACACAUCAAAACUAGGAAAUAAUACAUAUGGAAUCAUGUAGAACCAAAAAAACAAAUAAAAAUAUAUUUUAUGUUUUAGAUUCUUCAAAGUAGCCACCCUUUGUCUUGAUGACAGCUUUGCACACUCUUGGCAUUCUCUUAACCAGCUUCACCUGGAAUUGUUUUCCAACCGUCUUGAAAGAGUUCCCACAUAUGCAGAGCACUUGUUGGCUGCUUUUCCUUUACUCUGCGGUCCGACUCAUCCCAAACCAUCUCAAUCUGAUUGAGAUCGGGGGAUUGUGGAAGCCAGGUCAUCUGAUACAACACUCCAUUACUCUCCUUCUUGGUCAAAUAGCCCUUACACAGCCUGGAGGUGUGUGUUGGGUCAUUGUCCUGUUAAAAAACAAAGGAUACUCCCACUAAGCGCAAAUCAGAUGGGAUGGCGUAUCGCUGCAGAAUGCUAUGGUAGCGAUCUUGGUUAAGUGUGCCUUGAAUUCUAAAUAAAUCAGUAAGUGUCUCCAACAAAGCACCUCCACACCAUCACAACUCCUCCUACAUGCUUCACAGUGGGAACCACACAUGCGGAGAUCAUCCGUUCACCUACUCUGCAUCUCACAAAGACGAGGCGGUUGCAACCAAAAAACCUCAAAUUUGGACUCAUCAGACCAAAGGACAGAUUUCCAACGGUCUAAUGUUCAUUGCUCGUGUUUCUUGUCCCAAGCAAGUCUCUUCUUAUUAUUGGUGUCCUUUUAGUAGUGAUUUCUUUGCAGCAAUUUGACCAUGAAGGCCGGAUUCACACAGUCUCCUCUGAACAGUUGAUGUUGAGAUGUGUCUGUUACUUGAACUCUGUGAAGCAUUUAUUUGGAAUGCAAUCUGAGAUGCAGUUAACUCUAAUGAACUUAUUCUCUGCAACAGAGGUAACUCUGGGUCUUCCUUUCCUGUGGAAGUUCUCAUGAGAACCAGCUUCAUCAUAGCGCUUGCCGGUUUUUGCGGCUGCAUUUGAAGAAACGUUCAAAGUUCUUGAAAUUCUCCGUAAUGAUGGCCUGUUGUUUCUAUUUGUUUAUUUGAACUGUUUUUGCCACAAUAUGGACUUGGUCUUCUACCAAAUAGGGCUAUCUUCUAUAUACCUUGUCACAAUGAAAUUCCACAAUUUAACUUUUAACAAGACACGCCUGUUAAUUGAAAUGCAUUCCAGGUGACUAAGCUGGUUGAGAGAAUGCCAAGUGUGUGCAAAGCUGUCAUCAAGACAAAGGGUGGCUACUUUGAAGAAUCUAAAACAUAAAAUAUAUUUUUAAUCGUUUUUUGGUUACUAAAUGAUUCCGUAUGUGUUAUUUCAUAGUUUUGAUGUCUUCACUAUUAUUCUACAAUGUAGGAAAUAGUACAAAUAAAGAUAAUCCCUUGAAUGAGUAGGUGUUUAAAAACUUUUGACUGGUACUGUAUAUACUUUUGUGUGUGUUAUUCGGAGUAUAUUAACCAUGGCUGUCCAGUUAACAUAUUCACAAGACGUAUCAGAUGGUUGAUUUGUCUAGGUUGAGUUAACUGGGAUAAAUGCCAUGAUGUGUGUCUGAGAAAGAAUUGUAAAGCUAUUGUGAAAUCAAGACCGUUGGUUUCUUGUGGCGUGGGGAUAUGAUACUGUCUAAUGGCAUAAAACCAGUGGUGGUGAUGAGACAGGAGUUAAAUAUAUUGAAGAACAGUGAUAUACUGUUAAUUACCUAUAUUUUCCAGCAUGUCUGUAGUUCUAGUGUCCUAUGAGGACAAAUUCAAAACAAAUGCUCAUGUGAUUCAUACCAAAGUGUAAAAGGAUGUUUUUCAAGUUUUUAUUCACACUUAUGCAUACUGCACACAUUAACAGGUUGCAGACCAAUUCCUGUUGAGGGAGAAGAUUUGAGGACAAUCUCCUGUUAAGCCUGUCCAUAUAAACGCAUUACAUUUGAGACACAUGAAAUAUCAUAAUAGAUUUAUCAAUGAUCUGCACUGUGUCAUGACACAGUUAUUUCUGCGAGGUGGAGAUGGUUGAUGGAUGGAUCAUGGGACAUGGCCUUACUUUCAGUGCCUGAGGAAAUAAGAACAUGCAUUCUCAUUGACUGAUCUACUUUACCAUGGGCCUGUAGCACCAAAAUGGAGUGUUUUGGCACCAAAGUGUUGUUCUUGUGGCCUGGUGGUCUUAUGACAUUUUGACUAUAGUGUCCUUUAUUAACAGUGGGUAGUGACAACAGCAGGGUUCACAUGAGUUGACAAAACUAUGAUACUAACUGCUGUUUUGUCAUUAAAGCCUGUCUUUACUUUGUGAUGGAAAGACUGAGGCAAGAGAGAAGUGCUCCUAUAUCACAUUUUGUGUGAAUGUAAAUGUGCCUAAAGUGUUUCUAGAAGGAUGUUUAGAAAUGAAUGCUGCUACACAGCUUUUAUAUUGAUAUCAGCAGAAUUUUUAUAAUCAAUUACAUUAUUAGUGUUAUGAUAAAUAUUACAUAUCUGACUCAACACUUGUUCUAAUCAAUGUUGCAUGUGUACUCUUUUUAUGAAAAUAAGAACAACUUUAUUUAGCUUUGGAAUAGAUGUUAUUAGUCCAUCUGCAGAGACAGAAAUUCCUCAACACAAAUGAAUAAAUCUAUUGAUAUCAGAAGA